CAACGAGUGCCCCUACUGUUGACAUGGCGAAGGACGUGCACCGUGUGGUCAAUGCUAUUGACGACCGUGUGUUGAAGAGCGUGGAAGAUCCCAAGUUUGCGUCCUUCUCGAAGGAAGACGCGGCUAGAGCGGCUGCACCUGACUUGGAGCUCCGAAGAAAGAAGUUUCCGAUACGCACAGGCUUGGCAGCCGCGAGUCUCUUUGCACUUGGCUCCAUUCUCAUCUACGUGAGCACCCUCAUCGGUCUGGACAAGGAGAAGCGCGGACUCUCCUUCCUCAUUCUUGGUCUUAUCGCCUUCAUCCCAGGUAGCUACGCGACCUACCAGCUCUACGGCGCCUGGAAGGGCUGGAAGGGCUACAACUACGACCAAAUCCCGUCCUACGACGACUAGGUUGCAACCUAUUGCUUUUUACAGCAACUUCCUUCCUCAUUUUAUAGCGUACCUCUUCAACCAGCCACAAAAGUUAAUAAUGAAUUUCUAACGUUACCAUA
Molecule: messenger RNA, 493 nt
Organism: Phytophthora infestans T30-4
Lineage: Eukaryota; Oomycota; Peronosporomycetes; Peronosporales; Peronosporaceae
Exons: 3
Coding region: 24-392 (122 amino acids)
Cellular component (GO): endomembrane system
Source: RefSeq, a predicted model, not a curated record